AUGGACGGGCGCAACUUGUCCUUCGGCGGGGACGGCAUCGACUGGAGCGACCCGGCCUUCAGCUCGGCGGAAUUCCAGGACUCGCUGGUCGCUGAGUCGCCAUGGGGUAACAGCGCUCUGAACGACUUCACCAACCUUGCCGACUACAGCGAUAGCCCUGGGUUUGGUCUUCGCACCCCUUCCAAGUCCGGCCCUGAUGCUAUGGCGGUUGCAGGCGCACAGCAGGCUCCCCCAACCCUCCAGCAGAUGCCGACAGAAUCGAGUCAAGACUCCUCGUCAGACUCCUCCAGCAGAAGGAAGCGCAAGUCCGCCUCAGACUCUCCCAUGCCGGACGGCUCUGCGGCGGACUCUAAGAUGCAGGAUACAGCGUCGCCGGGCCCAAGCAGCUAUCAGACCACACCGGUAUAUGAGCAGAGUUAUGGACGGCGUAUGCCGAAUCUGGCCAUCGAGCAAAGCAUAUCUGACAACGGCGACGACAUGUUCAACUUUAAUAGCACGGCUUCCAGCCCAAAUCUACCGCGGGACUUUAACCAACAGAUGACACUGAACGCCAACAUGGCUAUUCGAAGGGCACCAGGAGCUCCGCCGCACAUUCAAGAAUCACCAGCCACCAUCAAUCCGGGCAUGUUCACCGUAGGGCCAUCACGAGAUCAGUCACCAGCAGCUAAUAACGUCAUGUUUGGCACUGCAUCUCCCAACGCAAUAUUUUCUACACCUUCUUCUGACAGCAAUGACUUCGCCGUCAACACAAAUUGGAAUGCCAACAUAAAUCAGAAUCCUGCCUGGCCAUCGGAGUUCAACAAUCAGUUUGCCUCCCCUGGUCUUGCUUUUACGCCUUCUCCAGUCGCAAACGGCGGCACGCCAUCAGUGGCCACUCGUGCAGUUGCGCCUCGCAAUGGCCGAUCUCCUCUACACGUCGCGCCCAUCUCUACCAAAUCUAGGGUCGAGACUCAGAUCAAUGUUGUCAUGACAUUGGAGAAGCCACAGCCAGGCUUUGAUCAUCUGCAUCUACCACUGCACACUAUCGCCAAGUCGAAACUACUCGCCAAGGAAGACUAUGACAAGUCAAAGGUGCUGGAACUGCAUACCAUGCUUGUGUGCACCAGCGCAAUGCACAACGCCACUAUGAAAGAGAAAGCCCUCAGACGAGCUGCGGCGCAAGAUAACGCCGACAUCCAAAGGAAAGCGGAGAUGCAUCGAGAGGAAGACCUCAACAGAGUCGAGAUCAAAGGCGAGGAUGACGAAGACAGACCUGCGAAUGGUGGCGAGGUGAAGAUAUGCACCAACUGCAUACAGCGUGAGCGGAAGCGGGCAGGCCGCAAGAAGUUGAAGAAAGAAGAGGAGCAGCAGCAUUGGGAGCGGUACGAGACGGAGAGAGUGGUGGUGUUCAAUUCGAAUGAAUACCUCCCAUUCAAGCCGGCCGAGCAAAUGCAGCAGCCGCAGCCGCAGCGGGAUGGUGCAGUCGUGCAGGAUGAGGCGUACGUGCCACCCGAAGGUGCGAUUUCAGUCCAAGCACAGAUGCGUAUCGCCUGUUACUGUCGGCAUCAGAGCGAGAAGGAAGGCUUUCAGGUCAUCUUCACCAUGAAGGAUCAGCACGGGACUGUUGUCGCCCAGCAGAUCUCUGAUUCCAUCCUCAUUACCGAUGAUCACAAGACGCACCCACCUCAGCUUACAACAAUGUCGAGCGAAUUGUUGUACAACCACCCGCAACUGUCCCAAAACGGACUCCAAACGUCUUACUCCAUGGUGGACCUUCAACCUCACUCACAGCCAUUCACCUCCUCGCGCUCUGCUGGAAACCUGCAAGCGUUGGGCUACAGCCAACAACCGCAGUUCAACCCGCAUAGCCAUGUUCAUCAGCUGCCGAACAAUGGCUACGCCUCGCAGGCGACGUCCGCGACCAUGACACCCACCUCCUUGUCGCGACCCGGCUCUCCCUCAAGUGCUGGCCAAGUAGGACCGAACAAGAAGCGCAAGUCGUCGAGCUUCCACAAGAGGCUACCGAGCGGCUUGCAGAUGACGCCCCGUGUCGAUACGAAUCAGCCGUCGUCGGCCAAUGCUUUAUCUGGAGUGACCAUGUCCUCAAACUUCUCACCCACAGGUACAGGCUUCGCCCAGAACGACCCAUCGUUCAUGACCAUUCCAAACAACGCCGCUCCCGCCCAGUACUUCGGUAGCAAUCCGUCGACACCGGCGAAUGAGCACCCCGGUUUCGCCUUUGGUGCACACCAUCAGCUAGAAAUGAGCCGACCACACAACAACGCAGCAUACUUCUCCCACCCUUCUUCAGCUGUGCCCAGCCGGUCCAACUCGCCUGUCCUCCAACACGGCCGCAACCUAUCCGGCUACGCCCCGGGACGAGCACCUCUCCAAGCGGCCAACAGCCAGCUCAAUCGCACUACGCAACAAUUCUACGGCGGCCUACCAGCAGCCAGCCCAGCAGAAGAAGACGAGCCUCCCCGCCCCGUCAUUACCAAAAUCACUCCCAACUCCGGCCCGUCCAUCGGCGGCACCGAAGUCAGCGUCUUCGGCUACAACUUCACCCAAGCCACCAGCAUCAUGUUCGGCGACAUCGUCGCCCCGACGACCUUCUACGGCGAGCAGUGCCUCCUCGUCGGCAGCCCUCCGGGUCACGGCCAAGUGCGCGUCCGCAUCGCCAACGCGCACGCCCCUCGGCAUUCGCAAUUCAUGGCGAGCCAGAUGCAGAGCCACGUCUUCACGUACGUGGAAGGGGACCGCCAGGCCAUGGAGCUGGCGCUGCAGUAUCUGAGUCAGCGCGAGACGGGCGAUGCGGGGCGCUGGGUGCAGUGGACGAACGAGCUGGCGCAUCAGUUGACCGGGACCAAUAUUUCGGGCGCGGGGAUGCAGGGGCAGGGGUACGGGGGUGGGUGA
Messenger RNA from Saxophila tyrrhenica, 2892 nucleotides. It is a transcript of the gene SPT23, whose product is annotated as SPT3 Dosage dependent suppressor of Ty-induced promoter mutations-like protein. The record is from RefSeq and is a predicted model, not a curated record. Bases 1 to 2892 code for a protein of 963 amino acids. NCBI's taxonomy places the organism in Eukaryota, Fungi, Ascomycota, Dothideomycetes, Mycosphaerellales, Extremaceae. The transcript has a single exon.